CACUGAGUAUAAGUGACGUUCUCUGGGUCGUGUGAACUAAUCAGGAUAUAGCUUACAGUACAUUCAGGGACCAGAACUCGAAGGUCUGGACUUUUCGGAUUAAAUGUGACUUCGGCAAUAAAUAUAUCAGUAUCAUUGUGCGGAUUAGUUCUACUGACACAGAUGGACAGGGGCUGUAGAUAAGGGAAGCUGUAGAUUUACAGUGUGUUAAGGUGGCAGGGAGGUGACUCUCCCAACACUCCGUCUGUUUGCGCUACAGUGACGAGCUCUGGGACUGAGAUGACAAGGAGAAGUCUGAUCAAUAGAACUGUUGUAAGUGCUGCUGCCUCACUCAAAUAAACUCCUAUAAGCCUCUCCUUGCUUGGCAGUGCUACACGGCACCAACUCGGCUCUGACAUUCAGACUGUGUGUGUGACACUGCUAGGAGAAGCAGCUCGCUGUCUGCCACUACGACAAACGCAGGAUUACUUACGUAGCGGUCAGUCAGAGAUUACAGAACCACCGACUACGCCUUGGGAGGGAUCUAUUUAACGCAGUUCAGCAUCCUUCACUUGACCAGUAUACCUACUGGACCUCACAUUACAUCACCCUGAGAUUAUAAUGUGGGAAACUUUGUGAUAGCCGUGACAAUUAUAUUUUGCUGGACUCGGUAGAUUAACAAAUCCAGGAUAAACAUGUGUUAUGUCUUAGGCACAGGUAAUGUACAGUAACCGUAGGCUUGGUGACGGAUACAUAAAACUGUCUGUAUAUAGGGACUCUGUGGCAGUAGUGUUUUAGGCUAUGCUGUUGAGUAGAUAUCCACGACUACGACUCAACAUGUGUGAGGUAUUGAUACGGGGUGCAGUAUUGAUUCCCCUUCCAUUGUUGUAAAGCUAGCGCCUUUCCAAGCUUCCUCAUCACCACCUCUACACUCGCACCAACAUGAAGAUGCACAAGUUUGCUGCGGACAUCAAUCUUUUUGGUGUUUUCUAUCUAUUUUAUUUAUCUCUAGUUUCAUCCUUUGAUUUAAAUAGUCCAACAGAUUCAUUUGCCAAAUACCAGAAAUGGAACCCAUGCCAAAAUGGAUCAAUUCAUCUAGAGUUCAAAACUAAGGAUAUGAGUGUGUUGAUUUUGUAUAUGGAUGACGGAGGUCAUUCCGAUUAUUUUGAAUUAAAACUUCUCACGGGAUCGCUACAUCUUAGAUUCACCCUCGGAAGUGCUCCUAUGAGGAUAAACGUUGGACAGCGUCUUAAUGACAACCGAUGGCAUAAAAUUUCUAUCAAAAGAAAUCGUAAAAAUAUCACAUUAGUUGUCGACUCCCAAUCUUACACACGUACUUAUCACAGCACAGAUCAAGAUUUUGGAUAUUAUGCCACAAAUAGUCCUGUUUUUGUGGGAGGUAUUUCUAAUGAGUAUGAGGACAAAACAUCAUCGUUAACAUUACCUGCUAUCUACCUGGAGCCGAGGUUCACGGGGUCAAUCCGUAAUAUUCUGUACAGUAACUGUGGUGGUCCCCCCAUGCGACCAGAGUUGUUGGAUUAUCGGGGAAUCGUUUCGGAAAACGACCAGUGUGUAGUCAGUGACCCGUGUCAGCAUGGCGGAAUCUGUGUCACCCACGAUGAGGGCGUGGCUUGCAACUGUUCCUAUACUGAUUUUGAGGGCGAGUUCUGCAGCCAAAGAAGUGCUCUGAGAAAUCCCCGAGGAAAUCUAAAAAAAAGAGCACCAUCUGAGGUGACAUUUUUUGGUUCACAAUAUUUUAUGUAUGAAUGGCCAGCGAAAGGAGCACCCACCAGUAACACAGAUGAGGUCAGUCUCUACUUCCGUACCAGACAGCCCAGCGGACUUCUCUUCUACACUGGACAGGGAAGCGAUUUCUUGAUAGUUUCUCUUAAAAACGGUGGAGUAAGUGUCACAGUUAAUCUUGGAUCUGGAACAUACGACUCGGAAAUACGACCACACGCCUAUCGCUUUGACGACAAUCACUGGCAUCAUGUGCAUGUGAAGAGGAAAACAAGGGAGCUUACCAGGCAAAAUGGUUAUACAGGUAUUGACAUCAUGGUAGACGGUGGAUUUAAGAAGUCCGGUACGACGGCAGGCGACUUUACCAUGCUGUCGAGUCGACUACUAUAUGUAGGGGGCAGCCCCAACCCGUCCACUCUGUAUGGGGCCAGAGUCCAGACCAACUUCAAAGGAUGCAUGAAAAAGGUGAUCUACAAAUCUGAUAGCGUGACCCUUGACCUGACGACCUUGGCAAUAGAGCAGAGUGACAUCCUGAAGGUUGUUGGCGAUGUUGUAUUUAACAAGUGUCAUGACAUCGUGGAAUCUCAGCCCGUGACCUUUACUACCCCUGAAUCCUACAUCAUCUUGCCAUCAUGGGAGGUAGGAUCUGCUGGCGGCUCCCUGUCUUUUGCAUUCAUGACCAAUGAACCCAAUGGUGUUGUCAUGUACAACAGUGGCACACAGAACUCGGACUUCUUUGCUUUUGAAAUUCAGGAUCGGUUCAUGUAUCUGAUAAUAGACCUUGGGUCAGGUGCCAUGCGUAUACAGGUAUCCAUGCAGCCUGUCAGUGAUGCAAAACUUCACGAAGUCAGCCUGGAGCACAUUGGUAGGCGGGGCUGGAUUCUGUUUGAUGGACAAAGAGUGAACUAUACUGUCAGGGGAGAGAACUCUAACUUGGACAUGGUAGGGGUUUUAUACGUGGGUGGGGUCAACGACUACAAGGAGAAGUAUCAGCUGCCCAAAGAGAUGUGGGCAGGUAUGCUUGGUUACGGAUUUGUUGGAUGCAUGCAAGAUGUUGUUAUAAACGGGAACAAGAUGGACCUUCUCAAUGCUGCACGGAAACAGAGCAAGACAGACAUUGUGAAUUUCUGUCGUCCCUCCGAGCCGCAGUGUAUGACCCGGCCCUGUAUCAACAAUGGCCAGUGUAGUGAGGGCUGGAACAGAUAUGUAUGUGACUGUAAGGCCACACGCUACGUUGGUGACUUCUGUCAGACAGAAGCAGCAACCCUAGCCUUUGACAGUGCCCAGUUCAUGAAGAUCACGCUGGACAAAGAAUCCCAUACAGAGGCUGAGGAUAUCUCGCUACGCUUCCGAACACAACACCCCAACGGUCUGCUCUUCAUGACCUCCUCAUACCGAUCAUUUGAUUCUAUGGCCCUCUAUCUUGAAAAUGGACUGGUCAAGCUAGAAAUCAGAGUGGGCAGUGGUUCUAAGAUUCUCACCAUUGGUCGUAGGAGACUUGAUGAUGACCAAUGGCAUACUGUCAUCAUAAAGAGACGUGGCUCCCAGGUGGAACUCAGCCUCGAUAACGACAAUCCCAUCGGAGAUUAUAUACCUGUGUCCUAUACCAUGGUCUUGUAUGUCAAAAACCUGGUAUUGGGCUACGCCGAUUCUCUCCCAAGGAAUGCUCGAGAGUUGAAUCUUCGGCGUAUGGAAGUGGGUCGUAUGGUCCAGGAUGACAAUAGACUCCGACAGUAUAGUGGCUUUGUAGGAUCCAUGCAACAGUUCAUCUUUAAUGGACACCACUUCUUUGAGAUGGCGAAAUCACAGGACAUCCAAAACAUUGAGACCACAGCUCGCUUUCUCACUGAUGAACCGAUGCUCAUGAACCCUGUGACCUUUAAGUCUAAAGAAGCGUACGCUCAACUUGAAAAACUAAGUGCCUAUCUUGAAUUUUCUGUAUAUUUCAAGUUUAAGACGACAGAGCCAGAUGGUUUGAUCAUGUACAACGGUGGGCGAGGACAAGACUUUCUAGCUUUUGAAUUGCAGGGAGGUUACCUUCACUACGUCUACAACACGGGAGCUGGAGCUAAACGAGUCGUCGUCAACACCAUCAACCGUCUCAGCGACAAUGAGUGGCAUGAUGUACGUCUAUUGCGUCCAGUGAUGGACAAACAGACAAUUCGUGUGGAUGACCAACACCCGACUGUGGAAAACAUGCAUGGAUCAGACACUCUACACUUCAACCUAGAGGGUAUGCUGUAUGUGGGUGGAGUCAGCAAGACCAUGUACAACUCCCUCCCCAAACUGAUCUCCUCUCGACAUGGGUUCCAGGGCUGCCUUGCCUCUCUAGAUCUCAACGGACCACGCCCAGACAUUCUCAACGACUCCAUCAAGGUGUUUUCUUCCAUCGCCAGGGGUUGUCAAGGCUUAAAGGCGCUAAUUGAUAGGCCAAGCAACAACUGCCACCAGUAUGCAUGUCUGAAUGAGGGUCGGUGUGUGCAGCAGUGGAACUCCUACACAUGUGACUGUGACAUGACCUCCUACACGGGUCCUAUGUGUACAGAUGCGAGUGUUUCCUACACAUUCGGUCUGGGCACGCCAGGAAUACUAAUCUACAACUACCCUGAAAGCAAGCGCACCAACACCAAGUACGACCAGAUGGCCCUAGGGUUCCGCACCAUGCAGCGAAACGCAUUAUUGGUCCGUGUGGAGAGCAUCACUAACGAAGACUACAUCGAAGUUCAACUGGUUGACGGAAACGUAUUUGUGGUGUACAACAUGGGGACUGAUAACCAUCCUCUGGGACAGUUACUGCGGAAACACAACAACGGAAAUUACCAUGUGAUUCGAUUCACACGAUCAGGAGCCAACGCUACCCUACAGAUCAACGAAGGGCCUAUUGUGCAUAAAAACCCGACAGGGGAACAGCUGAGUGUGUUCAAUGAGCAGGCCAGGAUCUACAUUGGGGGCUACAAAAACAGUACCGGUAUCCACAGGCAGUUUGUCGGCACACUACAAGGUCUUGUAUUUAAUGGUAUAUCGGUGCUGGAGAUGGCCUCCAGGAACGACAGUCGAAUCACAGUAGAAGGAAAAGUCAAACUCACUAUUCCUGAUAGGAAUGCAAACAUACAAUCUACCAUGGGAAUACGGCAUCAACUAUCUGAAAGGUCUCUAAAGGCAGAAGAGGAGCCAUGCACAGACUGCAACAGGCUGUUGAGGAAGCAGGCAACACCAGAGAUUCCGUUGCCAAGCCGAUCCAAUGUGACGCACAACCACGCUCACAAAGCCAGUGGAGUGGACACACUGUGGAGAAUUCUACAUAAAUCUCAAGAUCAAGGUUUGAGGAUAUUGACUGAAGCACAGCCACCAGCUUCAAAAAAUGGUUCAGAGGGUUUGGAUAAGACAUUGCAAGAUUCGUUGGACAGAAACAAAGAUUCAGCGCCACAGCAUGUUCUUGGUGGGGAUAUCAUGUUAACAAAAAUGCUACCCCAUGACAAAGAGCAGAUGAUAGGGAAACAGAGACAACUACAUCACAGGGAUGAGGAGGGACAACAAUCUUCUCCAAAUAACUUUACAGAUGAGGUUAGACCUAGUUCUGGAGAUAGCAAUGUCCCUGACUAUGACACAGAGCAAAAUAGUGUAGCUUACUAUGACACAGAAAGCAGCAACAUUAUCUCCGACCUUCAAACCCGCUCAGAAGACGAAGAGUCAGAAAGGACAUUGCAAUUUGGCUCGGGGGAUGACAAUCAGCCAGAUGGUGCUGAAAACAUGUUAUCCGGCAUUCCAUCAGAGUCUAUUCAUUCUCAGGGAUCAGGCUGGUCCAAAUCACUAACAGACAGUGACAGACAGCCACAGUCAAAAAGACCUUAUGAGACAUCUGUGGACCAUCAGCUCAAAGGAAACUUUGUGUUUGAAAAUGGGUCAACUUCCAACCUGAUUAAGCCUGGAGGUAGCAGUUUCCCUAAGGACAGAGGCAAGGUGGAUGUUUCAGGAGAAACACAAUACAUUCCACUAAAUUCCACUACUACUCACACCACUCCACGACAGGGCAUAACGGAUGAGAUCAUCCACGAGGUGCCAUUCUCUGGUGAUGGGACAGGCUGUCCAACUGAUGACGAGGACGAUUGUACUUCUGUAUCAUCAGGUUCUGACGAUGACAUCAUAACACCUGUGGUCAAGAUCACCACUACUCCAAAACCACCCACUACACCAUCUAGUGGAGACACAAUGUGUGACAAUGGCAAAGACAUAAGUUGUCAGAGUAUAUAUUUAAUCAAUGAGUCUACAACAACAGAGAAAAAAGAUAAAGGCAUCAUUGAUCUGGGUUCGGGGGAUCAGAACAAUCCAACAGGAGGUCAAGUGGAGUCGGAACUCACUCCACACAAUAUAGGACUUAUCAUCGGAAUCAUUGCAGUUGUCAUUAUUGCACUGAUCAUUCUCAUUAUUGCCCUGUACAAAUUUCACCGACGAGACGAAGGGACGUAUAAAGUGGAUGAAACACAAAACUUUGCAUAUUUAGAAUCUAAGAAACAGAAUGGAAAUGGAGCAUUAUUAGGACCUGUCCCAGGGAAUGGGAAAAUGGCUAAAAAAAAGGAUGUGAAGGAGUGGUAUGUGUGACCAGCUGUGAUAUUUGUGAAGGUUGUGUAUUGUUUAGAGAGUAUUCUAUUAUUGGAACUGGGUUGGAGGGUAUUAAUGAGCCAGGGUGGAGGGAGUGUUAAAAGGAUUACAUAUCAAUAAAGAGGUUGGCAGAAAUCAAGGGAAAAAUGGAAAAAUGUCUCUUCUGAAUCUAUUUUAGAAUAAGAUUAUCAUUGGUCAACAUGAAAUGAAACCUUUUUUUGCGAUCAUCAUGUAAAAAUGCAAGAAGAAAGAGAAAGAAAACCUUAUAGGAAUAUAACAUUGCUUAUAGUUCUUAAAAAUAAUACAAAAACAAGAAAAUACAGUGGAUCUUGAAGCUAUGGCCGUCCUGGUGCUGUAUAUGUUUCCAUGGUGAUCUGUUAUGCACCGAGGCCAAUCAACAAACUGAUCUCCUUGUGGUGCUGUGGAUUAGAGCUGAAGUGACAAUGGACACUGGGCAUCCUUGUGGAAACAGGACAUCUUCGUGGACAUUACAUAGUGUGUCUUCAUAGAUACUGGACAGUUUGUCAUUCAGGAUUAGAGCUGAAGUGACAACGGGACACUGGACAUCCUUGUGGAAACUGGACAUCUUCGUGGACAUUACAUAGUGUGUCUCCAUAGAUACUGGACAGUUGUCAAUCAACGUCUUAACUCACCGACAUAAAUGUGGCUCUUUAUUGCUGAAACAGACCUCAGUAAUCCAGCAGAAGUAAGUCAAGUUGACCUUGAAAUGACAUUGUGACCUUGAUAUUCAGUCACAUCUCAACUCAAGGUCAAGGCUGUUGUUAUGUGUUAUUAUGGACUGAUGACCAGCCAAGCAACACAUUUAGUGAUGGAGUAUAAUAAUCAUCCUGUAACGUUGUGGUUGGUGGAGUGAAGAUCACACAAAGUGUUGAUCAGGACCGUACACAAAGUGUUGAUCAGGACCGUACACAAAGUGUUGACCAGGACCGUACACAAAGUGUUGAUCAGGACCGUACACAAAGUGUUGACCAGGACCGUACACAAAGUGUUGACCAGGACCGUACACAAACUUGUCAUGUGCUCACACUCAAUCGAAUGUAUGACAAAUGUUGGUCUUUGGACAAUCUCCAGAUGAACAUGUGGUUUCUUCCAUAAAUUGACCUUUGAGUAUAAAAGGUCAAUAGCUGUAUUCAGAGUACACCUGUGUUUGAAUUGUUCAAGGACAAGUCACCAAUGACAUUACAGGAUAAGGGUCAUGUGUUGACCUUUAAAAGACAAAGGUCAGUGAAUGACCCCAGAAAACAAACUGCACGGAUGAUCUUUAAAAACAAGAUCAGUCUGAACUAAUUGUUUAUGUGUUAGAGUGGUAUGAAAGGCCAAGGUUCUAUAUUUUGUACAGAUUGGACCCAGAUGACACAUUCAGAAAUAGAUUAUAUAGGUCACACAGACCCACUCAUCCUGUCACCCCUUCUCACUACAUUAAACUCACCCUGGUUAAUUAAUUGCUGGAUAUAAUGUAAUUUAAUGGACAGAAGGAUAUUUUUAAUUAUAGCCAUAUUAAUUUAUCCAUUCAAGACGUCAAUGUCAUUUUUUGACAUCAGACAUUAAAAGUUACAUAUUUACCUUAGAUACUGAGGUUACCAACUGACCUCUGAAGAAAACCACUAAGAUAUAGGAAGUCUGAUUUGAUUGAUUACUUAUAUAAUUAAUGCAGACAAGAAUAGAAGCUUGAAAUAUUUUGAAAAGUAAUUUAUCUCAGAAAUAAAACCUGCAAGCUCAUCAUGUUAAGAUUGUUUAGCUUGUCAUUAUUUGGGAUUUGUGUCUAAAGAAACGUUCUAUAACCUACUUAUUUCUCAUCGAUGAGUGUUAAUUGAAAGAAAUUAAAUAGCCCUUUCACAAUCGACCAACUGAGUGUGCCUUUCUCCAAGAGGCGACAGGUGCCGAGUUGUUGUUGUAUGUGCCUAUUGAUAAUAGCAUGGUCUCAGAAAGUUCAGCAAGCUAUUGGUACUGAUCAAAAUUGUACGAACAGAAGUGAUGCUAAAACAUCCUGUCCUAACAGUGAGUUAUUUAUAUUAACAAUAAAGUAUAUAUAUAUAUGUACAGACAAUAAAGUAAAUAUGUUUCAACAGUGGAGUACAUAUAGAUAUAUAUUGUAACAGUGAUAUAUAUAUAGAUAUAUGUACUUUGGUAAUUUGAUGAAGAAUCUUUGAUUUUCCAGUCUGUCUUUGUACUUACAAACCUAUGCUUUCUCUGCUUUAAAUUCAAUGGUUGACAUCACCGGCUUGAUGUGUUCUGGUGUUUGAUCAAGGGAGAGCACCCUUACUUGCCAAACUACACGGUAUAUGAAAUCCCAUUAAAAUGUGUACUCAUCAGGUCCCUGUAUUUUGUUGUACCGAUUUGAACCCAUCAACAUUUUUAUGUUCGUCUUCUACAAACAUUGUAAAUACCAUUAGAUACGGAGUGAAAGUGAUAUAUUGGUUUCUAUAAUAUGAACAAUUCCUUUGGUUUUGAUCAUGCGGGACCAUACAACAUUUUGUUUUGUAUAUUAGGGACCAUUCAUCCUAUUAAUAGUGACAUUUUGUUGUGGAUAUUGAAUUGUUAAAACAGCUUUGUAAGUGAGCUUCCUGUUGUUGAAGAUUUGUCCAUUAAGUCCAGGAAAUGGUUUGAAUUAACUUGAUUAUUUUUUAAAUGUAUUUUGCAUUAAGAUUUUGAUUUAUUUUUUCUUCUUAAGAAUUGAGAUUACUUCUAAAACCCUCUCCUCUGUCACGUUAUCUUUGUCAGUGAUUAUUUUAUUCACAUACAUCCGAGUAUCCAGUUUGGUAUGGUAACUCAUUCACCCCUGAAAUUUCACAAUGAACUAUUCCAACUUUUGAAUUAAAAGGGUUCAAAUGUGUCUUCAGGGAUGAAUGAGUUAAUAUACAUUACUGUUCACAUUAGUCGGUCCUCAAGUGUAAGCUACCAGAUUUAGCUAAACUACUUAGCAUGAUACUUGAGGAAUUAUUCAUAGUGAUAGAAGGAGUACCAAACUUUCUUACUGGAACCACUUAACCAAACACACAAAUCAGCUUCAGAAAUAGGUAUCUUUUAACUUAAAUCUAUUAAUUGUAUGCUUUCCCUGUCCAUUGUUAGUUUGUUUUAGUAUUGGUAUGUGUGUAGAUGUGAUAUACAAUUGGACUUAAAGCUUCAUGACUCCAGAGAGAAGAGGAUCAAAUUCUGGUUCCUGUAGUCAUAGUCUGGAGAUAACUGAAAUUGUCUAUAUUUUUCAGAGAUCAGUACUUUGCAGAAUCGAAAAAAUACAUCGUAAUUGUAUAACUAACAUCACAUUAUAGCUGAAUAAUUACAAAAAUACAUUGUAGAUUCUAUACUAACACCUACCAUUUGAUAUUUAACUCAUUUACUCCUGAAUACACAUUUGAACUCUUUCAAUUGAAAGGUUGGAAUAGCCUAUUAUGAAAUUUC
Mizuhopecten yessoensis (Yesso scallop) is the source of this 9738-nucleotide messenger RNA. RefSeq names its product neurexin-2-like. NCBI's taxonomy places the organism in Eukaryota, Metazoa, Mollusca, Bivalvia, Pectinida, Pectinidae. The transcript is spliced from 22 exons. The coding region runs from base 922 to 6318 and encodes 1798 amino acids. The record is from RefSeq and is a predicted model, not a curated record.